Messenger RNA from Pungitius pungitius (ninespine stickleback), 5171 nucleotides. Its product is annotated as G patch domain-containing protein 2-like. The coding region runs from base 402 to 1787 and encodes 461 amino acids. The transcript is spliced from 10 exons. Gene Ontology annotation, cellular component: nucleus. The record is from RefSeq and is a predicted model, not a curated record. Lineage: Eukaryota; Metazoa; Chordata; Actinopteri; Perciformes; Gasterosteidae.
UAUAAGGUAUCUCCUCUCCACUACAAUCAUUAUAGUUCAGUUGCAGCCCUGAAAGAUUAAAUGCCACAUAAAUGCAGAUUUGUGUUGAUUACAUUGAGAAUACAAUACAAGCUCGAUAUAUUUUCCGUUGGACACGCACACAUUGCAGGGAAAAUACACAAGUUUUGUAACUUAUCAGCUGGUUACAAGAGUGUCACGAUGCUGGUCCGUGGUACAGUUGAUCGUGUAAAUAAAAGACUCAAAGCUCCGUAUCCCGCAUGAACACCGGCGGUGUGACGUGUUGUUUGGCUGCUGCGUCACAGCGAGUCGGAGGCUCCUGAUUGGCCGGACGUCAGGGCGGAAGUACGUCGGGUAUCCCAGCUGGGCAGAAAAACAAAAACAAGGCAAGCUCCAACUGCACCAUGAUGGACGAGCUCGUGCAGGACCUGGUGUCCGCCCUGGAGCAGACCUCAGAGAAAAACCAGCUGGGGGAUCUGUGGGAGGAAAUGGUCCUGAGUCCGCUGCACCGGCGCCGGCAGACCCGCCGCCGCCGGGGCCGCAGGCGCUGUCGCGAAUCUUCCCUCUACCCGCUGCAGCACAGACGGUGCUGGAUCGAGGCCUCCGAGUCCAGUUUGGACGAGACCAAAGGAUACAGGGAGAAGACUUCCUCGACGAUGGCCGCCGCCGUGGCCAACUCGGACUCUGACGACGUGACUUCGGCCAACCGAUGGCGCUCCGUCGCGAGGGGCCCCGUCAGGACUAGGCAGCCCUCCUGGCCGGAGUCCGACUCCUUCACGGAGAGCAACGCGGGCCGUCAGCUCAGGAGGCGGAGGAAGGUCAAGCGCAUGAGCUCGGACAUCGCGGCGAGGCUGCAGCAGAAGUUGAAGGUCUCUGGCGUGGAUAGGAAACGUAGACACAGGCCGCCUCGAAUGCAGCGUCUCUCGGUUCCGAAGAACCGGUCCGCCGGUCUCGCGGGAGCGGAGCGGCCGACGGAAGGAGCCCGGAUGACGGGAAAGGAGCGCUGGAAGAGAAAGAUGGUCAAGGACCACCGGGACGCCGCUGAUGAAAACAUGUCCGAGGGGGAAACCAGCAGCACGUGCAGCAGUGACCCCGGCCUGUUCACCAAUGACGAGGGAAGACAAGGCGACGACGAGCAGAGCGACUGGUUCUUCGAGGGCGACUGCGGCGUCGGGAAGGGCGUCGCCGGCCUGCUGCCCGGCUGGGAGCCGGACAGCCAGCCGCCCCUCGACGACAACCGGCCCUCGCCUACUUUCCUGCAACCGGCGCGGCCCUCUCAGAGAGGGUAUCCGUGUCGUUCCCCUCGAGGGCCUGGCUCCGCCGCCUGCUGCGUUCGGAAGGACAGGAGGCGGCUUCCCAGCAAGGGCGGCGGCGUGCCGGUGUUUGUAGAGAGACUGCGGCACUUCUCGCAAGAUCCUUACCAGAGAGAUCUUUGGCUGCCUUCUGUUGGAAAACGAGACCGAUGCCAGUUGAGCCCGUUGUGCCCAUUACCAGUGUGUCCACUUGACAUGAUGUCAGAGAGCUCCCAUCUCCGAUGUUCCACUUCAAACUGCAGAAACAGGCAGACCAAUGUCUCCUUUGCAUAUCAGUCCUGCAGUGACAUCAGGAGGAGGAGGACAACGGAGGCUGUGUCCGUCACAACAUCAGCCAGCGGCACAUUUCACAAGGAUCACCGGAGAACCGAGGCACGCGGGGGCAGUAACGCCUCAACCCUCGAGGCCGUGGCACCAAGUGCGCCGGGUUCACUGAGUCUCUCUUUUCUCCGGAGGGACCACGAGGAACCGGAAUAGGGCCGGACGGGAGCACCUCGGCGACGAAGGGGAAAAAGCUAUUGUGCCAGAGAAUUCCAAAGGCCAAAACGCCUCUCACAAACUUUAUAACAACCCCCCCCCCCCACCCGCCUCACAAAAGCACGUCAUUACUCCUCAAAUCAGCAUGUUACCGCUAAAUCCAGUCUUCCCAGUAGUAUAAUAAGCAUGACAAAUGUUAAUGCAAUCAAGCCUUGUUAAGCCCUCCGCCAUCUCCUCAAAAGCAGCUUCUUCAAGAGGCUCCUCGUUUGACUCCAGACUGGACGGCUCCUCCUGUUUCCACGCACGGCCUCCGGGCCACCUGCCACCACCCAGCCCCAACAAUCACGCCCCGCGCCGCGCCGCCUGUCAGCGGGAACACCGGCCCGACAGCGGCUGGGGCGUGCAGCACCGGAGCGUCGCAGCGGUUUGGCGUGCAGCACCCGAGCGUCGCGGCGGUUUGGCCACCGCCGCCGCCGCAUGCUGCUACAGGGGGUUGGAGAGAGGCGACCGCUGGUGGGGGGUGGGGGGGGAGCCGCACAAAGUGCAGGCCUCCUAUUAGCAUGGGUUUGAAAAGCUACGGCGCGUGGUGCUCAUUAGCACCACACACGGGGGAGUGUGGACCGCCUCUGUUCCCUUCAGCCCUCCUUCCAUAUUCAAAUCCCCCCCCCCCCAGACCCCCCCCCCCCCAAAUCGGCUGUGUUUGAACGGGUGUUUUUCAGUGGUGGUGGUUGAGCUGCUUCUGGGGCCAGCUGGAGACCUGUUGGAGACGGUACCCCAUGCGUCUCCACCUACCCUGGGGGUGUACAUUGCUCCACCUACAUCGGCAUCAGAUGCAUUAAAAGAUCAAUGGCAGCAUAUAGUGGGAUGAAACACACUUCUCGCCAAGCUGGUAAACAAGGAGUAUUUUCCGUCACCUUUUUUGACAAAUGCCUAAAAUCCUCAUUUGAAAUCUUCCCUGCACUAAAGAACAUAUUCAUUUUUUAAUAAUAAUUACAAAGGAGUGAAAUGAGCCGCAUUAACACCAGCUUCAUUUCCCUGUCUUUUUCAGAAACUUUAAAGCCUUAUCGAAGAGAAGAAUCGCAUUUAGUGGGAUGAGAUUUCCCAAUUAACGUGAGUUAUACGUCUGCAAUAAUCCAUCUGAGAAAGCUUUAUGUGAUCAUGUUGGCCACGGAUGACAUUUAUAAAUGCUGUGUGUGCACACUCAUCUAAAUGGACGCCUCACACACCAGAUCCUGCCUCGGGGAAUCAGUCAAAAUGAGGCACAGCCCCCCCCCCCCUCCCCCCCCACGCAGCGCUGCAUGGUCCCCUCUUCCUGCAGCUUGACCAAGGAGCCCAGCAGCACCUUGGGCUCUUCCCACACCGGGAACACAUGCUCCACACUGAAUAAAUUGAUAGUUGAAAUUAAAAAAAAGAAUCUUUUGAUAAAUACAAUGGUGGCUUCUUUAAGACAGCGCCCCCCCCCCCCCCCCCCCCCGGACACGUCGACAAGUAUUGACUGCAGUGUUUUUUAAGGAGAGCUCGCUUGCGGUUGCUCUAUCCGUCAAUGUGUGUCCUGGUACCAAGGACAGCUGAGAUGCAGAAAUCCCCCCCCCCCCCCCCCCCCCCCUUCCUCUCUGGUAAUUAGCACUCACCCUGACGACGUCCCGGCCACACUGUAUGCCCCAAAAUGUGCUUCCAAUGGCCAGGAAGUGUGUGUGUGUGUGGGGCGGGGGGGUUGGGUGGCUUCCGUGCAGCCAGUCAAUUGCCCUGUUACAGUUAAGGAAUCCAGCAGGCUGGUCCCACUCAUAUUUCAUCCCAGGUAAAGAUUAGCUGUCAGGCCCAUGGGAGAUGUAUUGAUCUGUUUUCCUUUUUCCGCCAGCAAUCACCUGACAAAGGCACCUAGGAGGCGAGUGAAUGAGUGAUGCCGGGUCCGUCUGCUUUCGGCGCAUGGCGGCUCCUGGUGUCCACCGAUGGGUGGAGAGGUGUUGAGGAGGGGGAGAGAUAAUGCAGUCAUAAACUCUGUUUGAACCUCCGCCGUAUGCAUGCGGGGCAGAACUCAGUGCCCCCCCCCCCCCCCCUCCCGGGUCACAGGUCAGUGGGGGAAUCUGCUUUUUCUUUUGGCUCCUUUCUGGUCGGUGGCGUUUUUUUUUUUUAUUUCUUUCUUUUUAGCUCGUAGUGGCGCUAAAAAGAGGCUCUCUGGUUCCUGCUGACAAAUGGACGCUGCGAGUCGACUCGCGUUGGGUUUCGAAAUGAAAUCUGCAAACCUGCAUUAGCAAUUAUCAAUUUAUUCAACAUGAUCUGGUGUUUUUUGGCAGCUCAAAGUAUUUAUGUGUUUGCCUUGUUCGGUGGAAUACCAGACCUGAUUUCAUCUAUGAAUCCAUGUACCGCACUGUGUAAAAUGUGUAUUAUUUAUGAUGUGAUGCAUAAUUACAGGUCCAUUAAUUGAGGAUUUAGGCACGAGGACAAUUUCAUGAUCGAUAGUAGUGUAGAUAUGUCUCGAUUUUUUUUUUUUUCACUGUCGUAUUUUUGAAAUGUCAUUUACAAGGACUUAAAAAGAUCUCCCUGAUAUCAGGGCUCUAAGGCAGCUAUCCACAUUUGACACGUGGUACAAACAGCAUCUUAUCGCGUGGGCUGUUAUCUUCAUAUUUAAUAGCAACGGAGGCCUGCUUAAUUGCUUGCGAACGAUCUGAAGAGGAUUACUCCUCCCGCUCUGUGUCACUAGAUGUGAGAGAGACGUUCAAUCAAACCCGCAGCGCAGUGUUUAUGCAGCAGGUUUUGUGUCCAAACAAGUGUCAGAGUGAAGUGGAUAACUUUGGAAUACACUGUGUAUGAAUGUUAUUAUGCGUUAGAAGCUGUAUUAAGAAGUAGUAGUUCUCCAUGUGUCAUUUAUGUAUUCAGAAUUAUAUAAAUGGGAUUUAAAAAGAGACAAUGUGAUGUCAUUUUUCCAUGUCAUACGUAUUCAUAAAAAAAAAAAAAAAACAUUUGUAUUGAUCUGCGAAUGUCACAGUCACAGAAUAUUGUACGGACCUAAACCGCCGGUCACCAGGAUGCCCCGAAGUGUUUUUCAUGGGACGCUGACAUCGUUCUCACCUUGUGAGUCCGUGAGGUCGGAAAAACACACACACAGCAGAACACUGUGUGUGUAGUUUGGGUGAAAAAGACGGCGGAUUUUAAGUAUAAUCCAAGUUAGGCCUUGAAUUAAAUUACAUUUGAGAUAUUUCAUGAUUUGGCACUAUUUCAUCUUCUUUUUAUUUGUGGUCUAACAGCAUUGAUCUUGGGUGCCUAAGAUCUCAGAUUGUUUUUGCCAACCACUGCUUCGUUAUAUUGUGGAGAUGGCAAUAAAAAAGUUGAAAUUUCUUCUUCCAUUCUUUUAUGGCAUAGACUUAAAAUUACAUUCUUAUGACC